AUGAUCCCCAUUUCUACGACUCAACAUUUUGCCGACUGCCUUGAAUCGCUCAGGCGGGAUUGCAUUAGGAAGAAACCCACUAUCAAUACUGAGCAGCAGGCAACUCAUGAGAACUUAGUAUGCUGGUGCGUCGAAGGCAAACCUCUUUCAAGAGACCAGGUCAACGUUCUGACCGGAAUCACCUCCGGGUUCAGGGGCUUCGCAGACCUCUACUCCAGCCCAGGCGGCCGAGCUACAAUCAGCGAGUACCUUGGAGGCAGCGAUGGUGAACGGGUCGUCUCGUUUCUCUCUAAUGGCCCGUCACACGUCCGCGAGCAGCCAGGACUAACAGAGGCACACGAGGUGUGA
This is a messenger RNA of Fusarium subglutinans, 348 nucleotides long. RefSeq lists its product as uncharacterized. Lineage: Eukaryota; Fungi; Ascomycota; Sordariomycetes; Hypocreales; Nectriaceae. The record is from RefSeq and is a predicted model, not a curated record. The transcript has a single exon. Bases 1 to 348 code for a protein of 115 amino acids.